Messenger RNA from Argiope bruennichi, 2247 nucleotides. Its product is annotated as dual specificity protein phosphatase 3-like. The transcript is spliced from 4 exons. The record is from RefSeq and is a predicted model, not a curated record. Gene Ontology annotation, biological process: protein dephosphorylation; negative regulation of MAPK cascade. Gene Ontology annotation, cellular component: cytoplasm. Gene Ontology annotation, molecular function: protein tyrosine/serine/threonine phosphatase activity; MAP kinase phosphatase activity. The coding region runs from base 91 to 756 and encodes 221 amino acids. NCBI's taxonomy places the organism in Eukaryota, Metazoa, Arthropoda, Arachnida, Araneae, Araneidae.
UAACUGUAAACAAAACAGCAAAUUAAAAACAUUGAAUUGACGGAGAUUUGUGUGUCCUUGUAUUCUCACGAUUCUCAUUUCCAAAUUUAGAUGUACAAAUGGAUUAAUGUUACACUAAACAAGGCCUAUCGAAGAGUUUUUAACAUGGCUACUCAAUCUUCUCUUGAUCCUUUAAAAGAGCUACUACAGGUUAUUUAUGAAACAAAUCCACCGACUAAACCUGUCAUAGGUUAUUCAUGGGUUCCUAGAUUUUUGGAGCAACCACCUGUUGAAAUGACGAAAGCUUUGAUAUGCGGAGUGGAUUGCGAUGAAGUAUAUCCUAACAUAUUUGUUGGUGAUGAAGGGUCUGCUAGGAAAAAAGACUUUCUUCAGGCUGUUGGUAUCACUCAUGUCUUGAAUACAGCAGAAGGUUCAAAUUUUGGUCAAGUUAAUACAGGAACAAAUUUCUAUGCUGAUGCAGGAAUAAAAUAUUUGGGCUUUGAUUUAAUUGAUGCUCCACGAACAAGAAUAAUUGAUUAUUUUGAUGAGGGUGUCAAUUUCAUUGAUGAUGGUGUUAGUAGUGGUGGAAAAGUUCUUGUCCAUUGUUUGAUGGGUUUAUCAAGAUCUGCAACAUUUGUGGCUGCUUACCUUAUGAUCAAAAAGAAUAUGAAAGCCAAAGAAGCAUUGCGCACCAUCCGCAAACAAAGGGAAGUGAGACCAAAUGAUGGUUUUUUAGUCCAACUUUUACAACUGGAAGCUAAGGGUUUGGAUAAAUAACAGUACUGUGGUAAUAUUCAUGUGAUUUAAAAAUAAGCGAACUUGAGCAUUUGUAAGCUGUUUGUAAUAUGUCAUUAAGUAUACCUUUUUUGUACUGUUUUAUUGCUAUUUUAAAAUGUUUAAAUAGAUUUUCUGUGAAAGAUAUCUAGAGUAUUAUUAAUGAAGAACUGAAAUUUUUUUUAUGAUACAAAUGAAUUAAAAAAAAAUCUUCAUGUUCAUUCAAAUUUUAAAUUUUGAUAAAUACAUUUAUAUAUUAACAUUUAAAUAAUUCUAAAAGCUUGUAUAUGCAGUUAUAAAAAUGAUCAUUUGAUUAUUUAAUUUAUGAUUGUGAUUAUUUUAAUUUGAUGUGAGGUUUGUUCUUACAAUCAGAUUAUAUAAUAGUAAUGAAAUGAGACUUUUUAAAGAUAUAGUUUAAUCUAUCUAAAUACUACAUAAAAUUAUAGUGAUAGCUAUUUUAAAUAUGCCUCUAAAUCUUCAAACAGUUUUGAAAAAAGCAUUUUCAAAUAAAUGGUAUUAGACUCAAUAUUUAUUCUUUCUAAAACUUAUUCUUCAAAACAUUUUUUUUCCUUCCUUUUAUUAUAAAGCACCAGUUGCUGAUUAAAUAUGUAAUACAAAUUGAUGAUAUACAUUAGCUGUUUGUAAUAUAAAGAAUGAAUUCUUAAUAAGUUUAAUUAUAUCUUAUUGAAUUUAAUCAGUAAUACAAAGUAACUCAAAGAAGUUUGCAGCUGUGUUGAAAUGGUUUUUUCCUUCUUAUAAAUUUGUAUUAUUUUUUUUAUCUGUGAUUAAUUAAUUGAUACUUCUACGAACACUAAAAAAAUGAUAUAAAAUCAUAUUCAGAAGAAAUUAUUCAGAAUAUUACCAUGAGUUUCUUUUUAUUUCAAUUUCUAACAAAUCUUGAUCUAAAAAAAUAAAAUCCUCUUUUUUUAAAAAAUUUGUAUUCAACAAGUGAUUUUUUUUGCCUUCUGACCAUGACAUAUUUAUUCUUUUAUCCUUAAUGUUCCUGUAUUUUCUAUAAAACACAAAUUUGUACAUUCAUUUCAUUGUUUUUUUUUAUUUUACUCUAAAACAAAAAUCAGUAUCUAAUGCAGUAUAUAAUUCUAAUUUUCUGUCAAACUAGUAAUAAUACCUCCUAAUUUUAUGCAAAUGCAAAAUGCUAUUUUUUUUCUGUCUUUAGAUAAAAUGUAUGUUUGUACAUCCAGAUUUUGUAUUAUUCUUUGAAGGAAAGUUACUUGAAUUACUUUUGGUUUCAUUGGAAUUGAUGCUUACUUGUAGUAUCGUAAACUGAUUUCUCUAAAAUUUUAAAUAUUUAAUUGUUAAUAACACAAAUGAACAAAAUUGUACCUGAAAAAUAUAAGGUCACAAUACUGACUUUAUAAGAGUUAUAUACAUAUCAGUAAAAACUUUUUUUUUAAUCAUAAUUUAUAUAUGUUUAAUAGUGAUUUACAUUGGUUUAUUAUAAUUUUAUACUCUAGGUAAAGCUAUUGGGAUUUA